Onthophagus taurus is the source of this 1824-nucleotide messenger RNA. It is a transcript of the gene Arr2, whose product is annotated as Arrestin 2. NCBI's taxonomy places the organism in Eukaryota, Metazoa, Arthropoda, Insecta, Coleoptera, Scarabaeidae. Gene Ontology annotation, cellular component: cytoplasm. Gene Ontology annotation, biological process: G protein-coupled receptor internalization; signal transduction. The record is from RefSeq and is a predicted model, not a curated record. Gene Ontology annotation, molecular function: G protein-coupled receptor binding.
UAAUCAUUUUUUGAUCAUUUAAAAUUUUAUUUCGUAAUCGUUCUUAUUUUGGUUUUGAAAACAAAACGUGUUUUGAAAAUCUGGCAAUUUUCCAAUAUGUCAAUCUGUUCGCGCCACUUUCGUCAAAAAUAAAUACAUUAGAUUUAUAUAAGCACCGGUCAAUAAGGCGAUUAUGCCAUACGCCAUUCAUAAUUCAAUUAGACACCAAAAACCUUACAAGUGCUUCCGUUUUUUUUCUAUAUAAAUCAGAUCAACACCGAGGUUAAUUCAAAGUUGCUACAACUUCCUUAUAGUAACUACAAAGUGCACUUUUUAUAUUUCCAAAAUGGUUGUGGCAGUUAAAGUCUUCAAAAAAAUCAGCCCAAAUGGCAAAUUAACCGUUUAUUUAAGCAAACGCGAUUUUAUCGAUUACACCACCCACACCGAUCCAAUAGAUGGGGUUGUGGUUGUUGAAGAUGAAUAUUUAAAGAAAAGAAAAGUUUUUGGGCAAGUAAUUACAACAUACAGGUAUGGUCGCGAAGAAGAUGAAGUCAUGGGAGUCAAAUUCAGCAAAGAAAUGGUGAUUGCUUGCGAACAAAUAUUCCCAACUAACAACGAGAAAAAAGCUGUAACUACAGUUCAAGAAAAACUUUUGAAAAAAAUGGGUGCAAACGCUGCCCCUUUCACCUUUACUUUCCCCGAUACGUCACCUACAUCAGUAACCCUUCAAACAGGGGAAGACGAUCACGGAAAACCACUUGGAGUCGAGUACCACGUAAAAAUAUUUGUCGGCGAUAACCAAGAAGAUCGCGGCCACAAAAGAAGUACCGUAAGUUUGGCCAUAAAAAAAUUACAAUUUGCUCCGACCAGCCGAGGUAAGCGGCUUCCCAGCUCUUUGGUUUCGAAAGGCUUCACUUUUUCAAGUGGAAAAAUUAACCUUGAAGUCACCUUGGAUAAAGAAAUUUAUUAUCAUGGUGAAAAAAUUGGGGCGAACGUCGUUGUUACAAACAACUCCAAGAAAGCGGUAAAAAACCUAAAACUUUACGUCGUUCAACAUUGCGAAAUCACCAUGAUUAACGCGCAGUACUCUAAAUACGUCGCUUCUUUGGAGACUCGCGAAGGUUGCCCCAUAACUCCAGGGGCAUCUUUCACUAAAACCAUGUUUUUGGUUCCUUUAGCUUCAAGCAAUAAGGAUCGACGUGGUAUCGCUUUGGACGGCCACCUAAAAGACGACGACGUCAAUUUGGCCAGUUCUACUUUAGUAGCUGAAGGAAAAUGUAAUGCUGACGCUAUUGGUAUAGUCGUUUCCUAUUCCGUAAGGGUUAAAGUUUGCUGUGGUAGCUUGGGUGGAGAGUUAGUUACCGAUGUUCCAUUAAAAUUACUUCAUCCCAUGCCCGGUUCCGUUGAAAAAGAAAAAUCUAACGCUUUGAAGAAGAUGAAGAGUAUUGAAAGGUCUAAAUACGAAAAUGAUUGCUAUACUAAUGAUGACGAUGAUAACAUUGUUUUUGAAGAUUUUGCUAGGUUACGUCUUAAUGAACCGGAAUAAAGAUGAAAUUAUGAAAAUUAUAUAUCUUUGAUGACGAUUUGGAGGCGAACUUGAAAAGAAUAUGUAAUAAAUGUAACCAAGUAUUAAUUAUUUUCUUGUAAAGUAUUAUUAUUAUUAAUGGUAAUAUUAUAUUCUUUAUUUAUUGUGAUUACUAAUAUGUACUCUGGAAUUAUUUAUUGAUAUGUACUAAUCCAUAAUAAAGAAUCCGAUCAUUCAAUACUAUUAGCAUCUUAUUAAUAACCAAAUAAUUUAUAUUCUUUGAAGAUUGGGUAAACAAUAAAAUAUUUACAAAUUGCAAA